AUGAAGACAUUUAUCGUGCUUUGCAGUGUAAUUUCGAUAGUUUAUUGCAAAAGUUUGGCGCCACAUUCUAACGGCCGCUUCCGUUGUAUCAAUAUGUGGGAUGAAGGAUGCACUAACAGACCAAUCGUUGGAGCUGGAAAUGAUGACGGUUUUCUUGGUGGCAACUUUAAUCCGGGGAAACGAUGCAUAAAUAUGUGGGACGAAGGAUGCACGAACAGACCAAUCUUGGGAGCUGGUAAUGAUGAUAGCUUUCUUGGUGGCAACUUUAAUCCUGGAAAACGAUGCAUAAAUAUGUGGGACGAAGGAUGCACCAACAGACCAAUCUUGGGAGCUGGAAAUGAUGACAGCUUUCUUGGUGGCAACUUUAAUCCUGCGGAUCCGGUAACAUCAAUGACUUUUUAA
Molecule: messenger RNA, 402 nt
Organism: Arctia plantaginis
Lineage: Eukaryota; Metazoa; Arthropoda; Insecta; Lepidoptera; Erebidae
Source: the annotation of a GenBank genome assembly